AUGGCAUCGCACCAUGAAUCGUGGUUUCGAUACCCUCUUGAGCGGCCAUAUCCCUUCCGCUGGUUCACACCUCUCUUCACCGGGAUGGCCGUAGUAGCAGCGGUCUUCUUCACAUUCAUGAAUAUAGCAGCAGAUGGGUACACUCAGAAGGUCGUCUACACGACAGACCCGAACUCGACCCUACAUCAGCACCAUUGGUACAUGGAUGCGCCUUGGUCCUGGAUCAGCACCGCCCAGUUCUCGUGCCAAUCACCCGGUAUCUCAAUAGGAAGCCCUUACUACACCUCAAACCAGGAGACAGCCAGUUACACCGUCACCAGCAUGAACACGACCCUGAUGCCGGACGAGGCCGCUGUCUACGCUGGUCUUACCGCACAGUCCCUUGGCAUUACAACCUACAUGAACAAUACAUUGCGUGACUGCUCGAUGGGCCACAUGCAGGUUAUCUUCACGUCUGGACAAGAACCGAGCUCAGCUGUACUUCAGAUUCAGACUGGACCGGUAUAUUGCUAUAUUGAGACAGACCAACGUGUGAACAUCACGGUGCAACAGUCAUUCAGUGGUACCGAGUUUCUGUUUGAACAGCGUUCCAGUUUGAGUCAAUAUCUAGUAUACAACUUCAUGAAACAAAGCUAUACUGUACUGUUGGAUGCUAUUCAAGCUAUGAACAGCACCGCCGGCUAUACUGGGACAACUCUAGCUCAUAAUCUAACACGCCUCCUUUCAAAAGCUCUGCAGACUUCAGAUAUCUCAGACAUCACUUCCGACGACUUCUUCACAGUGUCGAUCUUGAGCCCUGGAGCGAGUGAAAGUCUUGUCUCAUCCUCAAACAAUAACACGGACACUCCUUUCCCCCUCGCGCAGGGCGAGCCGCGAGAUGUCUCAAUGCUCCUCGACGCUUUCGCGAAAUCAUACUACUCCGCCGUCAUGUGGGAUCUGGCCUUUGAUGACAGCAACGCAUUUUUGAAUGAGACCGCGACGCAGUACUUACAGGCUGCCAUAAAUGAUGCCAGUGGGAGCGAGGCCAUUAGCAACGGCAACCUCUCCAUCCUGGGCUCAUCAGAGCUGCAAGGCACCCCGGCGCAGUUCAGCGUGCAGUACAUCUGCUCUGUGCCUCGCCAAAAGGACACCGGAUCCAUGAUCGUCUCCGUGAUGGUGUCGGACAUCGUGCUCAUCUCUGCCUUCUGGAAGAUCUUCGACUGGAUCGCGCGCAGGUAUCUCAGGUCCCGUGAUCCCAACUGGAAUAUAUGCCCGGGCUGUCUUGAGCGCAACUUCAACUGUGGAGUCGCCUCGCAAAACAACAACAAUGCCAGCAUGCGAGUGUGGCAGCUGGACCAGGAUCCCCUCUGCCAGAACGUAGACGCGGAUCAGCAUACCUUGUAUAACAGUAGCAACAACAAUCAGAGUCAGUCAACAAACCCAGACCCGUACUGGAACAAAGCGGGCGGUACGGAGUCGGUCAAGACGAGGGAGUCGCAGAGCACAAUCAGGACACUUGACGAGAAGUUUAUCAACUUGGAGAAGAUCACAUCUGGGCAGUACCUCGCCGUCUCAUGA
Molecule: messenger RNA, 1557 nt
Organism: Cryphonectria parasitica EP155
Lineage: Eukaryota; Fungi; Ascomycota; Sordariomycetes; Diaporthales; Cryphonectriaceae
Exons: 4
Coding region: 1-1557 (518 amino acids)
Source: RefSeq, a predicted model, not a curated record